GCUUGGUGGUGUCUCUUGAGCGCAGUUUGAAGAUUCAUCUUGAGAAGGUAGCAGUACAUUUACCGCUCAAAGUGAGUCCGGGGCCUAAGGCGUGGGCUUGGAGUCCUGACUCAAAAGAUACCUCCUUGUUUUUACCCGGCCGAACGUCGUUCCGCAAGGGCUCGGCAAGAUGAGUGACAGGAGUCGACUAACGGGAAAGAUUGGAGAUGAAACUUUGAUUGAGAUGAGCCAGAACUCCCUAUGUGAUGGGGACAACAACGGCUUCCCGCACGAUACUGACGACUAUCCCCAGCCUGACCCUUCAGAGUCUCCCACUCCUUACAUCAACCCUCCUGAUCAUGGCUCCUGUGAGUCUCUGGGUCCUGGGGUCCAGGGUCAUGGUACCUGUGAUUCUCUGGGUCCUGGGGUCCAGGGUCAUGGUUCCUGUGAUUCCCUCCGCUCCAGUUUGCCCUCCAUCCACUCUCACCACUCAGGCUCUGACCACAGUGACAGCAGCCCUGAACGUGGACAGAUCCUUAGACGUUUGUCCACCGUGACUGGGCUGACUGGGAUGUGGAGAAAAAGGGCUCUGUUCCUGAAGCAUCGCUCCAGGGUUGACAAGCAUCAGCAGAGUAAAGACUCGGUGUUCUUCCGUGAUGGAAAGAGGAGGAUUGACUUCAUCCUGUCCUAUGUGGAUGACCGAGACGGAGAGAGGAAGCAGGAGAGGCGGAAGGAGUACGAAGCUAACCUACAGAAGGCAGGUCUGGAGCUGGAGACAGAGGAUCAAUCGGAGUCAGAUGAUGGUAAGACAUACUAUGUGAAGAUCCACACUCCAUGGGAUGUGCUAGCCACCUAUGCCGAUGUCCUCAAGAUCAAGGUUCCCUUCAAGGCCAACGACAUCCCCGCCCACAAGGACAUUCCCAUGAACUGGCUGUUCACGCCCUUCCGUCUACCGAACCACAUUAUGAAUCCUGAACCAGACUACUUCACCUCACCCUUCAACAAGGAAAAGAUCGACUUCUUCCUUAUCGAUGACAAGGAGACCUUCUUCCCUCCCUCUGUCCGCAACAGGAUAGUGUACUAUAUCCUGGCCCGCUGUGCGUACUACAAGGAGGACAGUGAUGACAAGAACAAGAAGGGCAUCAAGCGCCUGCUCAACAACGGAACCUACGGGGCUGCCUUCCCACUACAUGAUUCUCGCUACUGGAAGGCAUCCAGAGACCCCAACAGUGAGAGUGAGAGAUUCAGCCUCUACAAACACUGGGCCCGGUUCUUCAGUUUCUUCAAAGAGCAGCCUCUCAAUUUGAUACGGAAGUAUUACGGGGAGAAGAUUGGGAUCUACUUUGCCUGGCUGGGUUUCUACACUGAGAUGCUGUUCUUCGCUGCGGUAGUCGGCCUGAUCUGCUUUCUCUAUGGAUUGUUCACCUUCGAUGACAACGUCUGGAGUAAAGAAAUCUGUAGUGAGGAGAUUGGAGGCAACAUUAUCAUGUGUCCGCUGUGUGAUAAGACGUGUGGCUACUGGAAGCUCAACUCAACGUGUAACUCGUCCUGGCAAUCGCAUAUGUUUGACAAUGUGGGGACAGUUUUCUUUGCCAUAUUCAUGGGGAUUUGGGUGACUCUGUUUCUGGAGUUCUGGAAGCGUCGGCAGGCCCGGCUGGAGUACGAGUGGGACCUGGUGGACUUUGAGGAAGAGCAGCAGCAGCUUCAACUACGACCAGAGUACGAGAUCAAGUGUACCAGCCGCAGACUCAACCGCGUUACACAGGAGGAGGAGUGGGUCCUUGACAGGACGGCAGCUGAUCUAGUGGGCAAAGUGCUCCUGUGUUGGGCCACCGUGGUGUUGUGGAUCUCCCUGAUCAUAGCGUGUAUCAUCGGGGUGAUAGCCUACCGUUUGGCGGUGUACGCUGCGUUCGCUAGCAUCAUGAAGGACAGCCCCACCAAUAACAUCCACAUGGUGGGCUCCCUCAUCACCCCGCAGCUCGCCACCUCCGUUACCGCUUCCUGCAUCAACUUCGUCAUCAUCAUGAUCCUCAACGUGAUGUAUGAGAGAGUAGCCAUCUGGAUCACUGACAUGGAGAUCCCCAAAACACACCUGGAGUACGAGAACAAGCUGACAGUGAAGAUGUUUUUGUUCCAGUUCGUCAACUACUACUCUUCCUGUUUCUACGUGGCCUUCUUCAAGGGGAAGUUCGUCGGCCGUCCCGGAGACUACAUCUAUAUGUUCGGCUGGAGCAAGCUGAGGAACGAGGAGUGUGACCCUGGUGGCUGUCUCAUUGAGCUGACCACUCAGCUGGUCAUAGUGAUGGCAGGCAAGCAGGUGUGGGGUAACAUCCAGGAAGCUCUGGUUCCGUGGCUGCUGAACUGGUGGGGGAGCCGUAAAGCCCGUAGCCACCCUGAGAGCCUGUACAGCCGCUGGGAGCAGGACCAUGACCUGCAGAACUUUAGCCAUCUGGGUCUUUUCUAUGAGUACCUGGAGAUGGUGAUCCAGUUUGGUUUCAUCACUCUGUUCGUGGCCUCCUUCCCUCUGGCCCCCCUGCUGGCGCUGUUGAACAACAUUAUAGAAGUUAGAGUGGACGCCUGGAAGUUCACCACCCAGUUCCGCCGGCCCGUAGCGGCCAAAGCCCACAGCAUCGGAGCCUGGCAGGAAAUACUGAACGGAGUUGCCGUUUUCUCAGUCGUCACCAACGCGUUCAUCGUAGCCUUCACAUCAGACAUGAUUCCCCGGCUGGUGUACAUGUAUGCCUACAGCCCUGACAACGAUCUCUCUAUGAAGGGCUACAUCAACAAUAGUCUGUCAGUGUUCAACAUCUCUGGCUUCUCUGAGGACAACCGGCCUGAUGACGGAGAGAGCCCUGAAUGGUUCAACAGCUCUGUCAUCACCACCUGCAGGUACCGUGACUACCGCUACCCUCCAGGCCAUGAGAAGCAGUACACUCACACCAUGCAGUUCUGGCACAUCCUGGCUGCCAAGCUGGCCUUCAUCAUUAUCAUGGAGCACGUGGUGUUCAUGGUGAAGUUCUUUGUGGCAUGGAUGAUUCCUGACGUUCCCGCGGAGGUGAAGGCCAGGGUCAAACGGGAACGCUACCUCAUCCAGGAGUACCUGCAUAACUACGAGGUGGAGAAUCUGAAGAUCCAGCUAAGCCACAGGAACGAUGACUGCUCCUCCAACCCCGUGGACUACCCCGACAUAACCCGGCGCGAAGUGCUAUCCGAGUGUCUCUAGCACCCGUCCUCGCCCUCCGCCCACUCGUUUGAUUUUGGCUCGUGUUCAUUAGGGCACACGACGGAAAACUUUUUAAAACGUUUUUCAACGGGAAAUUUAUAAUUAGCGUUUUUGUUAUCGGACAUGUCCGAGAUAGGACAAUUCCCAGUUUUGAGUCUGUUUUGUUCCGUUUGGUGCCUCAUGAACAAGACCCUGUUCAGAUUGGGCUGGGGCCUGGGCUGGUCUUAAGGAGAUUCUCUAUAAACUACCCUGAACGGUGGGAGAUCUGUCAGGGCUCUGUCUGCUGGUGGGGUAUAGAGGGAAAACCUCACAGAAAUAGCGCUUUGAUUACCUCUGUUGGUAGAAAGGUGCUGUAUAAAUCACAUUCAUCAUCAUCAUCAUCAUCAUCAUCAUUAAAUACAAGACGAUACUACAUUUAGUGUGACAUGUUUAAAGCAGUGCCAGAUCUGUCCAUGUGUGGUCUAUGGGAUUUCAGAUCUCAUCUUCAAUCAACCACCAUUCACUUCCAUCCACACUAACAUACUAAGGCUGCGUUUACACAGGCAGCUCAAUUCUGAUCUCCUUCUUUUUUUUACUUUUUUUUUUACACUAAUUGGUGUUUUGACCAAUCACAUCAGAUCUUAUCACAUAAGAUUUUUUUUUCAGAACUGAUCUAAUUGGUCAGAAGACCAAUUAGUGGAAGAGAGAAAAAAAAGAUCAGAAUUGUGUUGCCUGUGUAAAUGCAGCCUACUAGAUGCAGACUACAGCAAUAGAGUCCUUCUGACUGACAACAUGGGGGAAGCAGGGAGCUGGGAAACAUGACUGCUUGCAUGGCAACGGUGUUGGGGCGGUAAAGCGUUACAAAAUAAUGCGCUAGAGUACUCAGAAUCAUUUUCUUGUGGUAACGAGUAAACUAACGCGUUCGUUUUUUAAAUGUAAGUAGUCCGUUACUUAGUUACUUUUUCAAAUAAGUAAUUUUACAAUAUUAUUUCUCCUUUUCUUUGUUAGCUGGUAGUUAGCUAGCGAGAUGGCAAAGACAACAGCCUUUAUUGUGGAAGUAUUUACAUUCGUUUGAACUGGUAGAAGAAAAUGACAGAUGGGUUACCCCUCGAAUCUUGACUGAAGGCGCUUUGCGGGAUUCACACGCCUCCAGGAUAUUUCUCAUUUAUUGUCUUGUAAUAAAAACAAACCGCGUAGCAAGGUGAUCAAGUUAGGUUCAGUAGAUAAGAGUGGACAUUUAUCCUGCUCCGUCUUCACCAUUAAUUAUACAGGAAAUGGCACUAGAAUUACACAAUGGGAUCGUAUAGUUUAAUAAAUAUCCAGUUCGUUUCUGUGUGUAAUAACAGAUUGGUAGCCUGAGCUGACCUACUGAGACCAGUUGGUUUUAUAUAGGUAUUUACUGAUGUGUAAUUGUAAAUGAGAUAUUGCGUCUUGUCAAUAUUACUUGAGUUAGGCUACGGACAUUAGGCUAUGCAAGCCAUUCAAAGGUGGUGUGCGCCCUCUACUGGGCAUAAGAAGGAAUGACCAACACGUACUCGUUCUCUUCAGAGGGUUGUUUUUGGAAACGCAAAAGUUACUUUCCGUUCUUUUAAUGCAAGUAACGUUAUAACGUAACUCAUUUCUUUAAAAAGUAACAUUCCCUGUAAAUCGUUAUGUCCAUUUCAUAUUCAUAUCUCAUCUCCCUUAUAAGUUUACUCUCUAUUAAAUGAUUGUACUCUGAAGAAGUGAUGAGACUUUGCUGGUCAUUCACAAUCACAAUGCUGUACAAACAUUGUGUUAACGCCAGGCAGCUUUAGCUAGCUCUCAGCCUAUCACACCAAUGCAAUCACUGUGUUCAUUUUGAUACUAUAAGCAACCAAAGACAAAAUGCCUUAAUAUUUUUUACAAAUUAAUUGUUAAAUGAGUAAAGAGGCUACAGUUUGUUAAAUUUUGAAGUAAUAUCAGUUGAACUUUUAAACGUAUUUACUAAUCUUCUGCAACUAGCCAACUUAGCGUCUGUCCAAGGUCCAAGUAUCAGACGAUGUGGGAAAAGUAUUACUUUUUUCACAUAUCAUCUGAUACUUGGCCUCAGCAAUCAUUUCCUUAUUUCAGAAGUCAGGAUUUGGGCAGGAGAGGAGAGUGGGCAGUAGCAGCUGGUGUUUACUGUUGACUGUGUGUGUUCUGUUCUUUAAAGAUGAGAGAGAGAGGGAGAGAGAGAGAGAGAGAUAGAUGAAAGAGAGGAGAUCAAUCCCUUUUUAAUGUGCCUUUGUUUACCCACUCAUUAUCACUAAUAAAAGCUUAGCUUGUCCUCACCUACUGGGGCUAGUCAUGUCCCUCAUACCACCAUACCUCUCUCGCUCUCUCUCUCCUUCCAUCCAAAACACAUUGCUCUCUCUCUCGCUAUGUCUCUCUCGCUCUCUCUGUCUGUCUCUCUCUCUUUCUCCUUCCAUCCAAAACACAUCGCUCUCACUCUGUCUGUCUCUCUCACUCUAUCCAUCCAAAACACAUCACUAUCUGUCUCUCUCACUCUCUCUGUCUGUCUCUCACUCUAUCCUUCCAUCCAAAACACAUCACUCUCUGUCUCGCUCUGUCUCUCUCACUCUCUCUGUCUGUCUGUCUGUCUCUCUCACUCUAUCCAUCCAUCCAAAACACAGCAUUUAGCCUUUCAUCAUGACUGGUUAUAUUUUCUGGUUUUAUGUUCGUGAUGAAAAAGAAAGAUGAACAUUAUUUUAUAGUUUUUUUUUUGUUGUUGCACAAAGCACUUAAAUAAAUGACACUAGCUGAUUGCUGGUCUGUUUCUGCUGUUUGACUCGAAUGCAGUUGACGAGACAGUACAAACAGAUUAUUCCCGGUGAACGCUGCAUACCGUAUGUUCGGCUCAAAUUACUUUCACAUUUCAGUUGCACUAAAUACCACAGAUCUCCAGUGCUACAGAUUGAAUCGAGCCCUUUAAUGUUUAUCUCCAAGGAACAACCUAUUGUGCUGCAGAUGUUGAAGAGAUAUAAUUCAAUGAAAUAUAUUUCAAAAUGGAUCCCACCUUUUUAAUCGCACAUAAUUAUAUAUGUUUGGACUUGAAUCUAGAGUCUAAAAAGAAGGAGAAUUAAGAAAACCGGUUGAAGCAUGUACAAUCAGUGAAUAAAUUGUGAAAUGUAUAAGCUUUCGUCUUUUAGUAUUUUUUUAAAGUUUUUUUUAUUGAAUGAAGGAUACGUUUCCAAAGGUAUAAAUGUACUACCUAUGUAAGGUAAUAUCAACUUAAGAAGUGAUUGUUUUCUUUAUGAUAGCUGGCUAUACCUCGAUCUCAGGCUGAACAUCCUAAUAUAGAAUGUUUGGUACGAAAAAGAAAACCCGAAUGUGUUCACAAUAUCAAGUGACAUGUAAAACACCAAUAGCCCACAUUUGACUGAUCAAGUGUUCUUUCCAACGCUGUGGGCUCUAUGAAACUAAUGCUUGUUCGUGCCUCAAAAUAUCACCUAUAGACCUAUAGACUUUUUUGUGUGUCCUAAAAGUAUCUCUUUUAUUCAUUUCUUAUGUUUUUCCCUCUUGAAUAUCUGUUUUCGUCCUUUUCUGUAUGUUUUAUUGGUAAUGUAUUUUAUUGCAUAAAUCUGUAAAAAUAUAUAUAUAUAUAUCAAUAUUAUUUUUUAAUAUAUAUAUAUAUAUAUAUAUAUUUAAAAUAAUAUUGAUGUUGGAUCUUGAUUUCGAAAAAUUGGGUGUUUUUAAUUUGUUUGGCUUUUUCUAUCAUUUUAAUUGUGAUACACUGCUCAUGUAUGCUCGAUAGUUUUCACUGUUGGACUGUAUUAUGCCUGAAUUGUAAAGUGAAUAAAUUGCCAAACAAUUACCAAUA
Molecule: messenger RNA, 7001 nt
Organism: Oncorhynchus mykiss (rainbow trout)
Lineage: Eukaryota; Metazoa; Chordata; Actinopteri; Salmoniformes; Salmonidae
Source: RefSeq, a predicted model, not a curated record